Messenger RNA from Pundamilia nyererei, 2319 nucleotides. RefSeq names its product solute carrier family 25 member 14 (gene slc25a14). The transcript has 9 exons. NCBI's taxonomy places the organism in Eukaryota, Metazoa, Chordata, Actinopteri, Cichliformes, Cichlidae. Gene Ontology annotation, biological process: transmembrane transport. The coding region runs from base 221 to 1081 and encodes 286 amino acids. The record is from RefSeq and is a predicted model, not a curated record.
AGUGUUAACGGAAAUCCUGUUUUUACAAAUUCUGCCACAGUUGGCGCUAGCGUAAAUGGGAAGCUAACGAAAGGUGAGAAGUUUUCCGCCGGCAUUUUAUUAAAGUCAAUGUAUAGUUAUUCUCUGACACAUGGGAAACCAAGCUGCAUAGAAGGUCGCGGACUUUAUCUACAGCACAGCGGGGCUGCAGCAGGUGGAAGCAGCAGCCGCCGCCACGGAGAUGGCCAACUUGAACUGGAAGCCGUUUAUCUACGGAGGGAUGGCCUCGAUUGUCGCAGAAUUCGGCACAUUUCCCAUUGACCUUACUAAGACCAGACUACAGGUCCAAGGUCAGUCUCAGUACACAGAGGUGCGCUACAGAGGCAUGUUCCAUGCUCUGUUCAGGAUCGGGAAGGAGGAGGGCAUUCGGGCGCUCUACUCUGGAAUUUCCCCGGCUCUUUUGAGACAGGCUUCUUACGGAACAAUCAAGAUAGGAACCUACAAUUCUCUGAAGAGGCUAUUUGUCAGUCAGCCAGAAGAUGAGACGAUGGUCAUCAACGUCUUCUGCGGUGUCGUGUCUGGAGUCCUGUCGUCCUCUUUGGCCAACCCUACAGAUGUUCUCAAGAUCAGAAUGCAGGCACAGGGCAGCCUGCUCCAAGGCAGCAUGAUGUCCAACUUCAUCAACAUCUACCAGACAGAGGGCACCAGAGGGCUGUGGAGAGGUGUCAUCCCCACAGCACAGCGAGCAGCUAUUGUUGUCGGAGUGGAACUUCCUGUCUAUGACAUAACAAAGAAGCACCUCCUUCGUUCCGGCCUCAUGGGAGACACUAUUUUAGCACAUUUCAUUUCAAGUUUUGCAUGUGGCUUGGCGGGGGCACUGGCCUCCAAUCCUGUAGAUGUGGUCAGAACUCGAAUGAUGAACCAGCGAGUUUUGUCUGGAAACCCCAUUUACAAAGGAACAUUGGAUGGACUGAUGCAGACGUGGAGGAAUGAAGGCUUCUUUGCUCUCUACAAGGGAUUUUGGCCUAACUGGCUACGACUGGGACCUUGGAACAUCAUUUUCUUCAUCACCUUUGAGCAGCUGAAGAAGCUCCCAUUUUAACAAGAGCCGGUAGUGCGACUGUGUGGGUCGGUUGGACUGUGUCAGAGAUAAGUGGGGCAUGAGCAUGGCACCAGGCGAUUUGGCAAAUCUAUAUUCACACUCCCUUUGAACGAAAACCAGUUUCAUUUCAAGGUUGUUUUUUUGUUUGUUUGUGGGUUUUUUUUGUUUUUUUUUUUAUUUAUUUUUAUUGUUACUGAUUCUGUUUUAAAGACUGCUGUGGUUAAUGAUUUGGCUCACCAUUUCACACUCCUCAGGCAGCUAAAUGCGUAGUUCUAGCAAAAGAGGGAAAGCUUAGAGGACAAUGUGUUUUGUUUUGUUUUUCUCAGCUGAUGAGAAAUAGUGUGGAUUGCAUGACUGGAUUUUUAAACUUGGGCUUUCCGAGGACAGAGUGAAAAUUUCUAAUUAUUUGCUCAGGAUUCUUAGAGACAGCUGACGCACGUACGGAGGAAAAAGGGUGUUAGAUUUUAAAAAGAAUGUGUAGAAAGCUUUGUUUUAGGGGAAAGAUGGCACAUGAAAUUUGCUCAGAAAAUCUCAUUUUAACUGCUGAACAGAGGAAUGGCGCGAAUGAGUGGUACACGUGACAAAGUGACUGUUACUGGUAGUCACAGUAAUAAGAGAGAUGAAGGUACAACAGAGUUGACACUGUUACAGAGAGAUGAUGGCUCUUCCAGUGAGCUUUUUGUUCAUCUAAAGGUUUUUGUUAUUCAUUUGUUCUGUUUUGUUGUUUUACAGUCAGAAAUCUGAACCAUCUGAGCCUGUGAAGAGUAAAUAGCACAUCAGCUCUUAUUAAGAAGUACUUGAUUCAAAGCAGCAGCCAAUCCUUAACAAAAAGGUUGUUUUGUUUAUUUUUUUUUCAGUUCUGUUCACAUCCAUCUGAAUCAGUAUUAGGAUGUAGUCGGUGGUGGGCAGAGAGCUUGCUGCCACACAAACAAGAGAACAAUCAGUACAUAGUGUAAAUGCAUGUACAGACACAUUCACACUCAGAGGUGGAUGUAUUUUACCUGAGGCAUGUUCCUGUACAUACAAGGCCUUAUCGUUCCUCUUUUAACCUCAGUUCCUGUGCCAAAUUGCGUCCCGUCCCGAACUUGCACUUGGUCUUUGUAAUAAGUCACUGUAGUUGAUGUAGAUUACUCGGUGACGUGCACAUUUGUAAAUCACAUUCUCUGAACUCCACCCAUGUAAAACAGACCAGACAUAUUUACAUUUAUUUUUAACUGCUUGUUUAAAUUUUAUUUAAA